This is a messenger RNA of Cladophialophora carrionii CBS 160.54, 528 nucleotides long. RefSeq lists its product as uncharacterized. The record is from RefSeq and is a predicted model, not a curated record. The coding region runs from base 1 to 528 and encodes 175 amino acids. Lineage: Eukaryota; Fungi; Ascomycota; Eurotiomycetes; Chaetothyriales; Herpotrichiellaceae. The transcript has a single exon.
AUGCGACCACGUUGUGAAGACAUCGGCGCCCAUCGUCUUUACCAAGCACGGCCACCCCCGAUCCGAGAUGGUUGCGCACUCGACAAGUCAACCUUGUGCGAAAAUGGGGGCGUCAAUGGUCCGAUUGGAGAAGGGUCGGCAGAAGGGGAGAUCGUAUCAGAGCUGCAGAAAUUUCUGCCCAAGGCGAACAAGACGCCGACCAUUGGCGAAUCGCUGCCGGGGCCCGAGUCUCCCGAGUUUCCCAAGCUCUUACCGAAGAACACGUAUGACGGCUUCAUCAACACGCCGUUGUCGAACGUGCUGGAGAAUGCAAAGGUCGAGCGUGUGAUUGUCUGCGGCGUCAUGACCGAUUGCUGCUGUGAUACCACGGCUAGAUCGUCUUUCAACCGCGGCUAUGAGACAUGGCUUGUAAGUGAUGCUUGUGGCUCGGCGAACAAGACACAACACGAGGCAGGUCUAAAGGGAUUCUGGUUCGCGUUCGGCGAGGGGAUGAAGACAAACGAGGUGAUAUCGAUGCUCGAUGAGUGA